This is a messenger RNA of Melospiza melodia melodia, 1309 nucleotides long. RefSeq names its product electron transfer flavoprotein subunit beta (gene ETFB). Bases 104 to 868 code for a protein of 254 amino acids. Gene Ontology annotation, cellular component: mitochondrion. The transcript has 6 exons. Gene Ontology annotation, molecular function: electron transfer activity. Lineage: Eukaryota; Metazoa; Chordata; Aves; Passeriformes; Passerellidae. Gene Ontology annotation, biological process: amino acid catabolic process; fatty acid beta-oxidation using acyl-CoA dehydrogenase. The record is from RefSeq and is a predicted model, not a curated record.
UAAUCGCCCUUGUGGGCGUGGCGUCGCGGCCGGCAUUACGUCACCGGUUCGGAGGCGUUUGUGGGCGUGGUUUCCGGGGGGCAGGGGGCGUGGCCUGGCAGCAAUGGCGGCGCUGCGCGUGCUCGUGGGGGUGAAGCGCGUCAUUGACUUUGCUGUCAAGGUGCGGGUGGCGCCGGGCGGGGGCUCCGUGCAGACGCAGGGCGUGAAGCACUCGCUGAACCCCUUCUGCGAGAUCGCCCUGGAGGAGGCCGUCCGGCUGCGCGAGGCGGGCACGGCCAGCGAGGUCAUCGCCGCCAGCCUGGGCACCAAGGCGUGCCAGGAGACCCUCCGCACCGCCCUGGCCAUGGGCGCUGACCGGGCCGUGCUGGCCGAGCUGGCCGAGGGAGCGCCCGCGGGGCCCCGUGAGGUGGCCACGGCCCUGGCGGGGCUGGUGAAGAAGCUGCAGCCGCAGCUGGUGCUGCUGGGCAAGCAGGCCAUCGAUGACGAUUGCAACCAGACCGGGCAGCUCCUGGCCGCCAUGUUGGACUGGCCGCAGGGCACGUUUGCCUCGCGGGUGCAGCUGGAGUCGGGCGGCGUGCUGGUGGAGCGCGAGGUGGACGGGGGCCUGGAGACGCUGCGGCUGCGCCUGCCGGCCGUGCUCACGGCCGACCUGCGGCUCAACGAGCCCCGCUACGCCACCCUGCCCAACAUCAUGAAAGCCAAGAAGAAGCCCCUGGAGGUGCUGCCGGCCGCCGAUCUCGGGGUGCCCGCGGGGCCCCCCCGGCUGAAGGUGCUGCAGGUGCAGGAGCCGCCCCCCAGGGCCGGGGGGGAGAAGGUGGAGAGCGUGGAGAGCCUGCUGGGGAAACUGAGGCACGCCGGCCGGAUCUGACACACCAGUACAGACCAGUUCGUCCCAGUACAGCCCCAGUGCCGUCCUUGAACCGUCCCAGUUCGUCCCAGUCCCCCUUACUGGGGGGGGAGCCUGCUGGGGAAACUGAGGCACGCCGGCCGGAUCUGACACGCCAGUGCCUCCCAGUUCGUCCCAGUACAACCCAGUUCAUCCCAGUGAUGUCCCAGUUCAUCCCAGUUCAUCCCAGUGCUCUCCCAGUUCAUGCCAGUUCACCACAGUGCCUUCCCAGUUCACAUGGGUUCAUCCCAGUUCGUCCCAGUUUGUCCCAGAUCAUCCCAGUCCCUCCCAGUUCGUCCCAGUUCAUCCCAGUCCCUCCCAGUUCAUCCCAGUCCCUCCCAGUUCAUCCCAGUUCAUCCCAGUCUGGCCCAGUUUCCCCUCAGUGCCUUCCCCCGCCCCAAUAAAGGCGUGGCCAGUCUAUGA